Messenger RNA from Amyelois transitella, 8720 nucleotides. RefSeq names its product nucleolar protein dao-5. The record is from RefSeq and is a predicted model, not a curated record. NCBI's taxonomy places the organism in Eukaryota, Metazoa, Arthropoda, Insecta, Lepidoptera, Pyralidae. The transcript is spliced from 16 exons. The coding region runs from base 209 to 2101 and encodes 630 amino acids.
AAUAAAUGAACUCCGUCUCCAGUGCGCUUCACUUGUAUUUUUUUCUAAUUUUACUGUCAUUAGGCCGAUAAUUUAAUGCAUAUUUUGUAUGCAACAGUUAUUUUGACUGCAUAUCGUGCGCUAUUAUGCUCCAAUUUAUUGCGGGGAGUGCUCUAAGUGCUUCUAUUAACUAAAAUCAAUAACAAUCAGUGACCAACAAAGUUCCGAGAUGAAUUAUGAAGCUGACAGAGCCAUGAAUCAGAAGCGUUUGCGAAUGGAGGGCGAGCCGGGUCAUGUUGUGCAAGGAAAUGGUUUACCGCUCAAUUAUAUUGACAAUGGCCACCAAAUCCCUUACCAGCCUUACGCGGGGGCUUACAACACGCACUACCCGCCUCCGGACGCGUUCGCGGCGUACGGCCCGCCGCCGCCCGGGGGCUACGCCCCUCAGAACCUGUCGUACGCGCCGCCCGCCCACCAGAACUACCCGCACCACCAGAGCUUCGCGCAGCAGCCCCAGCAGCUUCACAUGCCGCAGACCCACAUGGGUAAGUACUUCCAAGGAUACCCGGACGUGGGUGUCCACAAGCCGGCGUGGCCUCCUCAGUCGCACCUGCUGCCACCAUUGGACACACAGAAGCUGGACGUGAAGCAGCUCAAGCCGGAGAUCAAGUUGGAGCCCACCGACUCCCAGAAGAGACCGCAUCCCGAAGCUGAUAUUAUGGGUGGUGACCUGGACCAGCCCAAGAUCAAAAUCAAGACGGACAUCUUCAAGCCUGACGACCUGGCCCACAGACCCGCCGCAGACAAGCCUAUUGAACCUCCUAAAUCCUUGGACGCCAACAAACCCGUGGAUCAACUUAAUAAGGAUGAUGUUCAUACCGGGGAAGGCAAGCCGGGUGAUAAACCUGCAGAAGCGAAGCCCGAGGGCUCUUCAGAAGGGGCUGGUAUCGCGCAGACAUCCUCGGAGCCCAAACCGCCCGGAGAGAAACCCCCUGAAGAUCGGAAACCGUUCAGCAGUCCAGACCUGAGUAAGCCCGCGUCCACACCGGGCAAAACACCCACCCCGGGCUCUGAGGUGAGUCCGAAGAAGCGCGGGCGGCCUAAAGGCUCGACGAACAAGCCGAAGCCGCCGGGCACGCCGCCGCGCGCGCCCGCGCCCGGCCCCGCCGCGGCCCGCGCGCCCCCGCCGCGCGCCCCGCCCGCGCCCGCGCGCCCCCGCGCCCCCGGCUACCAGUACGCCGUCAGGCCCUUCAGGAAGGACUUCUCCGGGAUACAGUUUAGAAGGCGAUGGAGCGACGAUUGCCUCGACUCAUCGCACAUACCGAACGAGGUUUACUUCGGCGAUGUUGCCGUCUCCAUGGAGGUGUUGUUCAACUAUUACGACGCUAACGCCGAGCGGGAGAAGCUGGCAACACAGGCCGCUCACAUAGCGGCGCAGAAGGCGGCCGCGGCCAAAUUGGCGGCGGCCAAGUUGCAAGCGAGAGGCAUUAUUUCCAAUGAGGUGACAACAGUGGAUUCUUCAUCAGACGACGACUCCUCAGGGGAAUCCGGCAGCGAUUCCGACGACAGCGAUGACGUAAGGGACGCCCCCCUAAAACGGGGUCCGGGGCGGCCGAAGGGCUCCAAGAACAGCUCCCCGCGGCCGACCGCCGCGCCCGGGGCGCAGCGCCGCGGCCGCCCGCCCGUGCCGCCGGAGCUGCGGCAGCCCGGCAUCACAGACAUGAAGAAGUUCUGCAAGGCAGCGGGGAUACGGUUCGACUACAAGAAGCUGGUGGAAGGUUGCACAAAGAAUAAAGAACGAGUCCAGAAAAUGUUGGACCUCCUCAUCGAAGCGGGAUUAGAAGGGAAGCCCACGUUAGAGAAGUGUAAAGCGAUCAAACAGGCGAAAAUAGACAAGAAAGAACAAGAGAAGCAGUCGAAGAGGGAAGCGAAGGCGAAACAUAAAGAAGAAGACGGCGAGCCAGCGGAGCCGGCGGGGCGGCGCAUGACGCGCGGCGCGACGGGCGUGGCGCCGCGCAAGCACAUCGUGAUCUCGUCGGACGAGGAGGACGACACGCCCGCCGCGCGCCGCACGCUCUCCAAGCUGCGCUCCAGCGUCAACGACCACUCCGACGACGAGUAGGUAAUUAACUUCCCUGCCUGGUGACCUCCAUAGUGGUUGUUUAGGCAGUGAACAGACACUAGCGACCCCUAGAAAGUGCUUCGACGGGAGCCGCAUUCCUACUAAUAUAGGUUAACAAAAAAAAAGGUUAGCACGUGACACAUUUUAUUGUAUAACAAUGACAUUUUGGUUAGAAUCGACGAAUCUAUCAGUACGAGUAUUUUGAUUUGCUAUAAUAGUGUGCUACUUAUAGGAAAAUAACAUACUGUGCCGUAUUCGUUUACGUAGUGGGAAUAGAAUGACGGUUGAGUAAGAAGAUAGUGUGUUUCGCGGUUUAUUUGAAUGGAUAAAAAGCGCCUCUAGCGGAUAUUAUAUGGAACUACACGAAAAAUUACAUUGGAGUGUAAAAACAAUAAUUGUAGUAUAAGAGUGCUUUUUUGAAUAGAAAUCUCUUCCAGAAGACAUGUGAGAGAAGAAAUGAUUAUUUAUCAGACGUCAAGUUGAGGGAUUAAAGCAUUUUGGCGUAUAAUUUUUUUUUUAUUCGCUAGUAAUGAUAGUCAAAACUCGUAUCAGCCGCGUGAAAUAGUUUUUCGUCUAAAUAUGAUGAUUUAAGAACUAUUUAUCAAUUAGUUUUGGCCAAAAUCUGAUAGAAAACUUUUGUAUAAAUUUCGGCUGAUGUAAAUUAUUUUUCUUUAUCGUGACACAGUAUUAAAAAUAAAAUUUAUUAGGCCUACCUAUAUUCUAAAAAUUUACUGUAUUACGAUAAUGGAAAAUAAGUUUGCAGCUAAGAAACCAGACAUAUUUUUUUAACAAGAUUAAAUUAAAAUUAUUGAUAUAUAAUAAAUUGUUGGAAGCGUGCGAAGCCUUAAAAAUAAUUGUAGUGUGGAUUUGGAAGAGAGACGAGACAAUAGAGUAAUAUGUUUCGGAAUUCUAUAAGUAGUGAGGGUUGCGACAAUCGGUAGAUUUUUCAAAGCGCCAAUCGUAAUAUUGAAGAUGUUUCUUAACACAAAAUUGACCUAAAAGGGACUUGCAUACAUAUAUGACUGAAAAACAUUAAGAAAUUGGAUAAAUAAAAAAGUUGGAAAUUCCAAUCGGGAAUUUUAUCGAUGUGCUUAUUUGCUAUUGAUUUAAAUCUUAAUUGGACCUUAAAGCUACAAUAGGCAAACCUUCUUCUAAAAAAUUAUUCGUGCCUAAUUAUCUUAUAUAAAUAUGAAAGAAUUCAUUAUUGUGUUUCAAUAAAAUCUAAAAAAAAAACUUUUUUUUAAAUUACUCUUUAGUGGCUACCCCUUGUUGCAACUCUAUAGAUGCGUAGAUCUUUGGCUUUACAGUUCUUUAUAGUUGAGACGUAUCGUAUAGCAAAGAAAGCAAUGGAAGUUUAGAAAUUUUACUGAAGUACUGCUGGUUAUUAUGCUUAUUUAAUUUAUUUUUAAUGGCAACUAACUCAUUUGUCGCAUUUAUAUGCGUGUAAACGAUAUCGAAAUUAUAAUGCUAAGCGAGUCAAAAAUUUGAUUUUAGAAUUUUUAUUAAUACUUGUUUGUUUUAUCAGACUUUUUUCGGCAUUAAUAUUAAGUAACUUUUUUUUUAAAUGCAAUAAAUGAUGCGAAACAAUGCACAAACACUGUCCGAAGGCAGUUCGAUGAUCUCUUCCAUUCUUAUUAUAUAUUAUUCGAAUUUUGAAAUAAUAUUGGCAGUUUUCUUCGCAUUAGGUUUGAUUUCGAACCAUAUUAUAAGUUUGAUAAAGUCGCAGGGACUGGAAUGAUAUACAAGGAAUUUUUUUUAAGUGUGAAUGAAUAAGUUUGGAUAUGGAAUGAAGUGUAGGACUAAAAUCCCUCGCCUAUAUAAGUAGAGAUAGAACGUGGCUUGUUGUACUGGCACUCAUAUUGUUCAUUUGUGCCUAUAAAUUUAACUAAUCUAUGUGUGUGAGUUCAUAUAUCUAUAUAAUUUUUCAUUUAUUUACAUUGUAAUAGGAGAAUAUUUUGAGUGGAGUCAGAUUUUAUACACUAGUUUUUAAUGGAAAUAUAAUAAAUUGGUGACACCAAGAAGUUAACAUUAGGUAUCUUUAGGUCGUGUAUAUAUUGAGAAAAAAAAUACAUAAUAUUAUGUGUCCUACUUUAUUUUUGUACAGAAUUAUAUUGGAACGUUUCAGCUUUGUAUAUAGCAAUUACAAAAUGGCGUGAAAUUGCAAUGUGAAGCGGAUUGGCUGUAGAUCGUGUUUAUUUAUGUUCGGUUCUUAUAAGUUUAAGAAUUUAUUUACAACGCUGCAAAAUAUUUGCAUUUAAUAAGCAAGACGCGUAAGAAACUAUUAUUUCUUUAAAUUUUUUUUUGGCUUGCAAUACUUAUAUCGUUGCAAUUAUAUAUAUGGCAACAUUUAACUAACAGUAAGUGUUUUAAAAAGGCAUUUAUAACAUUUCGUAUUAUCACAAGUUAUGUCUUAAAAAUCUUUACAAUUUUACUACAUACAAAUACUAUGUUAAUUGCUUCUAAUUUCUACGAGGUUGCCAGAUACAAAGGUUUUUAACAAAAAGGUACCCAUAUCUCAACUUAUGGAGCUCAGUGUACUUUAUAAGUGUAGAAAGUAGUUGAAGACCGUAUACCGUUUUUUUAGCCUAAUUAUUGCUUUUUUAUGACUAUGGUUAUGGCAAAAAAAAAACGUAAUCUACUCCAAUGUACGUAAUUAAAAUUGAUGGAACCCAAUGUCAUAUAUAGUACACAUAUCGUCAGCCCCCCUUGAAUAGGAGGUGAUUAAUACACAAAAGACACUAUUAAGAUUUUGUAGGGAUUCAAGAGCUCUUUCUGCGCUGAUAGAGAGCAAACGCGAGACCAGCGCAGUCCGCCCACGAUUCAGCUUCUAUUACCGGAAAGUUGGUAUAGACGAGGUGUGGUGAACACUUCGCCUCGUGAAACGUAAUUUAUGUUGCUAUCCCACCACUGACACCAUUUUAUGUAAAGAGUGGUUUUGAAAAAAUGCUUCACACACGAUUGUUACUUAAGCAUAAGGUCGAAAAUCUGCUGUAUUGAUGAAGAUUAUAAUUGUCAAAUAUUUAACUCUUCUAAAGCUACCAAGUAUGCUGGAGGUUAAAUCAAAAAGUUCCAUUUAACAGUGAAAAGACGUCUAAUUUAAUAAGCACCUUCGGAGUCGAACUAGUUCAGAGGUUAUGGAGGAACAGAUGUACAUCCAUACCCACAUACAUACAGGUCAACAUCAUGAUGGUUUCGUUCGCUAUAGGUUAAAAAAUAAAACACCGUCAUUUGCUUACAUCUUUAUAAUUACAUUUGAUUUAUUUAAAAGUACCAGCAUUAUAGGGAAAUCUGAAUAGUAAAAAAGGAAAAACUAAAAAAUAGUUAAUAAUACUUUAUAAGCACACUGACCUCCAUAAGCAGAUAAAGUUAGACUUUUUAAAAUUCAUUUCAUUGUGCAAUUUUCACUGGAAAAUUUAACGUGACCUUGUUAAUGACACGUUUUAUAUUCGCUCUUUUUCUAUCUCUGAGGAUAGUGAUAAAGAAAGAAAGAGAGGGAGGACAUAUGACUUGUCAACGUAGUUUUUCAGUUAUACAAACGAAGCUAUGUUAUGUCUUUUUGAAUUUUAAAUAAUAAUAAAUUUGAACUGGUAAUUCUUUUUGGCGGAUAAUAAUGAUGAGAUGAAUCUCAAUUCCAACGGAAAUUUUCAUAAUCUUGUUUUGUCAGUGCAGCUAUCAGUAUAUAUAUAUAUAUAUAUAUAUUUAUGGUAAUAUAAUAUACUUAUUUAAAAACAUUAGCAAAUGAUGAAAUCAGACGCAAGCAUGUACCUAUAUCAUAAAAUCAGAAAAAUGUCUGUUGUAAGUCAAUCAGUUAAAUAAAAGAUCUCAAAAUUAGUGAAAAAAAUAAUAACAAUUCAGGAGUCGAAGGCGAUAUACAUAGUACAGUCAACAGCAUAUCACCUAUACAAAAUGCCUCUUUUUACUGUGUGAUAGAAGCAAACUUGAUAUGCGGUUGGCUGUAGUAACUAUAUUUAAAAAAAAAACACUAACAUUGAGAGUCACAGUAUCUAUUAAUACAUACCUUUUUUUUUAAAUUACUGUUCAAUUGAUUUUACACUAGACUCUUGUUAUAAAUACUAUAAUAGUAUUAACUCCCACUGCAUUUAAUCAAUUUAAUUUUUGAGAUACGAAGUAUGAUAACUAUACAUACAUAUAUGCAUAAAGUAACUAUCACAAGUGACAUUAAAUAAUUUAUGAAAAAAAUAUUUUUCGUUACUAUUUUAAGUAUCAUUUUAUUUAUUCACGAACGAUAUUUUAUUAUCGCUAAAUUGGGCCGAACAUUUUAAAUCAAAUUAACAGUAAGACAAUCAAAUAUAAGUUUAAAAAAAUAUAUAUUGGUAAUGCUCAUCUUAUGUAUUUAAAAGUGUGUUGUAGGAUGUCAGAUUAUAUCUUGAUUCCAGUAAAGAUGUGAUUAGUUUUAGACGAGAAAAAAACCCACUGACAAAAAACAGCUGAAUUUAUUAAACAAGGUUUAGUUUGUUACAUAUAGAGUGUUACAUGUAAUUUUAUGUAUAUAAACUCAAAACUUAAUGUAACGUGUAUACGUUACAUUAAAUUUUGAGUUACGUUUAUAUAUGUAUGAUAUAUAAUAAUUUUAUUAUUCGUUUCGCGCCGAAAAAUGUAUUUAAAUACCGGUAAGGAAAUAAAAAAAAUGUUUUAAUGACUUACUUAGAUAAAGGUAGGUACUCAUUUAAGUCGAACAAGUUUCGAAAAAAAUAAUAUUUUUUUUAAGUAAUAAUCGAUGUCAGUGGGAUAAUCGGCUAGUUUUGAUUGCGACGAUGAUAAACUAUGAGUCAUGUACGCGUAUGUACGAUAGGGAAAUCACAAUAUCAUUUUUAUAUUAUUAAAAAAUUGUACAUAUUAGUUUUAGUAGAAUUAACCUUAAGUUUAACUAUCAUUUAAGAAAUAAUAGAUAUUUGUAUUUGUAAGAUAUGUUUAGAUGUGUUUGUUUUACCAUAAAAAAAAAAUUAAAUAUUAUUCGACCAAUUUAACGAGGCGGCUUAUGUUUCCCCCUUCAAAAAUAUAGCAAUGUGCGAAGCGGCCUUAGCACCUGCCUUUUUGAAAUGGUCGAGUUGUAGUCAACUAUAUAUAUAUAAUAAAUAUUGUAAUAAUAGCUUAAGAGUAAUGCUUUUCACCGGCAUAACUUGUAUUUUAAUUGAAAAUCAGCAUAACCCUGCCAAUAAAAUGAGGCAUUAAUUGAAUUUAUUUUUUUAUUUUUAAUCUAAAGCGUGCAGUAGAGAAAGGUAUUUAUUAAUCUUAAUAUCAAUUUGUACCCGUGUGUACUGACAUUUAUCUAUUUCUAUUAGCAACUUUCAAUAGUUUCAAAAUCUUUGAAGUUUAUGGGUUAACUACUUACUAUCAAAAUAUCAACAGACAGUACUAUCUACUAUCAAUAGUCAUGGGCUUGAAGACUAGUUUCAAUUGUUUGGCUUAGUGGUGAAAUUUUGAUUGAAUCUUAAUACCAGCUAUUAUAAAAUUUCUUUCAAAAUGUUUUAUAAAAAUAAGAUUUCUUGAAGCGUAUAUUUGCCUCCUUACCUUCAUGGAAAGUACUAUCACUUGGCAGGUUAAAGUGAAAAAUGAAAUUUACCAAGUUAAUCUUUUGACUUAACAUGGCGCUGGCGCCUUCUAAUAAGCAUUGUUCGCUGGCUGGUUUUAGUCAAUUGAAUUUAUUUCAAUUUAGAAGGUAUUUACUAUACUUAUAACAUAUACCAGCAAAAUUUUGCGAAUUUUUCACAGAACUGAUAUAAAAAUGCAUACGCUCGAAUUAAAUAGGUUAAAUCCAAGCUACUUUAGACAAGCCCCAUAUUUAAACUGAUAAAAUUUUUCAUCGAAAAAAUUUUUGUCCAUGAUUUUCGUAAUUGGGAAAAUGCCGCUCUUAGAUACACUGAUAUGUUGUUAAAAUUUAUAUGUCAGCAAUAUGUACGAUUAUACGAUCACCAGACGUUACAUAUCUAAUAUUUCGUCUUCACAGAAAUCUGAGACGGAACAAAAGCGUAGGCUUGCAUUUUGUAUCAUUAAGAGUUUGUAUGAAACAUGUCACACGCAACGCGCAGCCGUAGAAAUAACGGCCACCAGCCCGCCUCCGGUUUCUGUAUGUUUUUUGAUAAUGUCUAACACCAGUUGUCAGUUUUAGCAUCAACCGAGCUAUUCCCGAACGUUGAUAAGGCAUAUGUUUUAUUGUCUGACUCUUUAUCUGAGAUUAAUCAAAGAAUAAAUUCAUGAACGCUGACUAUUUAACUCUUUCCAUCACUUCGGUUUAUUCCAAAUAAGGAGAGAAGACAUAUGCCUUAUUUUUUUUCAUGUUCGUGAAUCAAUCCCCAAGUUCAAUACUUAAUGGGGUAUUGCUAUCGGUAAAAGCAUACACAUUUCUUACCAUAUUAUAAGUUUAAAAUUAUAAAACCCUAAUAUUGGAGAAAAUUAUGAAUGAGUGUACGUUGUAUAUAAUGUAGCGAUACGUUAGUACGUGUGACAAAAUGGCGGCUUGUAACAAAAUGUCAGUGAACGUGCGGAAAAAUUGUUUGCAUUAAGAUUUUUGUAAAAAUAUUAAUUUUUCGGUCGUAGAAUGCCAUAUUGUGAUUAGUUUAGCUACACGAAGUAUUUUUCAAAUAAAAAUAUCUAUGUA